Messenger RNA from Lottia gigantea (owl limpet), 849 nucleotides. RefSeq lists its product as hypothetical. Gene Ontology annotation, molecular function: mRNA binding; RNA polymerase II complex binding. Gene Ontology annotation, cellular component: cytoplasm; mRNA cleavage factor complex. NCBI's taxonomy places the organism in Eukaryota, Metazoa, Mollusca, Gastropoda, Lottiidae. Gene Ontology annotation, biological process: termination of RNA polymerase II transcription. The annotation marks the transcript as partial. The record is from RefSeq and is a predicted model, not a curated record. The transcript is spliced from 5 exons.
AGAAGACGGAGAAAGGAAGAACACAUUCACUCGACAGUCGAAAAUUGUGUCUUGUAACUAAAGUAUGUCUCGAAAAAACUAAGCGAUAAUGAACAUUAACAUUUGUAACUAGUCGCUGAAUUGUUCUGUUGACGAAGUAAAGAAGAAAGAUGGAUUUAGAAGUAGCUGAAGGUUAUAGAUCGUCUCUGAAAGAUUUGGCUCAAAACAGCAAGCCGUUGAUCAACAUGUUGACGAUGUUAGCCGAUGACCAUGAGCAGCAUGCCUCCAUUAUUAUUGAUGUUAUCGAGGAACAUAUCCAGAAGGUUAAGCCAUCUUUAAAGUUACCAGUAUUGUAUCUUAUUGAUUCUAUCAUAAAGAAUUUACAGACGUCAACUUAUCGUACCUUGUUUCCAGCUCGUCUUGUUAAAAUGUUCUGUGAAGCAUUUGAAGAGGUUGAUGAGAAAACCAGACAAGCCAUGUUUAAACUUCGACAGACCUGGGCCAAUGUUAUACCCAAUAAUAAGUUAUAUGCAAUAGAUGUAAGAGUUAAUGCAUCAGAUCCAGCCUGGCCAAUCACAGCUACUGCACCAGAACAGGGCAGCAUACACGUUAAUCCAAAAUUUCUGACACAGGAAAAGAAAAUAGCAGCCACUACACUACCUCCAGUUCAAGAAAGUGCUGAAGAUAUAAUGCGAAGACAAUUGUUAGAAAAACAACAAGAACUUCAAAAGUUAAAACUAGAGUUAGAACUUGCAGAAACUACAGCUAAACUAGAGCAACAGAGAAAACAGCUGGAAAUGAAAAGACAGAAUAUUAGUGGAGAUCAUUCAGGUGUUGAUACUAAACCAAAAGAUCCACGGAUGAAUAGAG